GUACCGCCCAGCUCAGCAUCAACUGCACCCUCACAACCUGCAAGAAAUGUAGCUCCCACUACAGCUACGGAACUCUACUGAAUAUGGGGAUCCCAUGUCCUUUACGUCUCUUCACUUUGUCAGUAGUGCAGCCUCUUAAAGACAGUGGUAGUUUUCCUAAACUGUCAAUUGUUUUGCAAGUCUUUUAAUCUGGCAACUUAAUUUUCUUUCUGUACGUGUGCUUUCUCAAGGCAGUUUGUAUGUUUGUGCAAAAGGUCCAACCAACACUUCGAGUAUUUAUUAUUCCGUUGUGUUUUGCAGGUGCGUACGAGACUUCUGCUUAUCUGAUUAGCAUCUGUCCGAAGUACACGAGACUUCUGCUGACAGUCUGUCUGAGAUGAUUUUCUAAAAACUUGAUACAGAAAGAAUAAAGCUGCUGUGUAGAAGUAUAUUAAAAUAUUCUUGUGUUUCAAAGGACAGUACAGCUUGAGUAAAGGUGGCGUACAAUUUCCAUGUAAGCUACAUCUGGGACUGGAAAAUUAUUGGAAUUUUACCAUUAUGCUCUUUUGGAAAAAAAUAAGUGUUGCAAAAGCACAUGGUUUGUUAACAUCAUUUUCUUAAUGUGUCCAGCUGUUUAGUGCACCCAUCUGUAGUCCCAUAUUUCACAUCUUACUUUCUCUGACGACUGCAGAGGAUGCAGCUUAGUUUUCUAAUGGAACUUUAGUAACGGAGAAACCUUUGAAUUAUUGGAGCGGCUUGACAAAGCGUUUAUUCUACUUAGGUGACUGGAUACACGCAGAUGAAUAUUCUUUUGGAUAGGACAAUUAAUAUUUUGUUGCUCAUACUCCAGCUGAUUUGAUAUUAGCAAAGGAUCCUAAUCCAUAGUGUAAAAUUGCUGUCAUCACACUGGAAUUGCAAGAAUAGGCUGCGCUGUGUUGAUGUGACAGUCUUGCCAAAGCUGUUCCAUUUUGCGCAAAGAAGAGGAUUUCUGCAAUACAUUUUUUGCAACGUUGUGUUUCUUUAUUUGCGAGAGUAAAACAGAAAAUGGCUCUUAGUGGAAAUUGUAGGAGCUAUCCAACCAUAAAAGAGCAAGGGGCUAUUCCGCACUCCUUUCCUGAGGUUGUAGAACUUAAUGUCGGAGGUCAAGUGUAUUACACUCGUCAUUCCACCUUAACAAGUAUCCCUACCUCCCUCCUUUGGAAAAUGUUCUCCCCGAAGAGAGAUUUGUCUAAUGACCUUGCAAAAGAUGCCAAAGGGCGCUUCUUCAUUGACAGGGAUGGGUUUUUAUUUCGGUAUAUCUUGGACUUUCUCAGAGACAAACAAGUUGUCCUACCUGAUCACUUUCCAGAAAAAGGGAGACUUAGGAGAGAGGCUGAAUAUUUUCAGCUCCCAGAGUUGGUGAAAAUUCUAGGUCCUGAUGACAUUGUUAAACAAAGUCCCGAUGACCCCUGCCACAGUGACUACGAGGAUGUAUCCCAAGGGAGUGACAUGAGAAUUUGCCCGUCAUCCGCUGCACCUUCAGAUAGAAAAUGGGGUUUUAUCACUUUAGGUUAUAGGGGAUCCUGCACACUGAACAGAGAAAAUCAAGCGGACGCCAAGUUUAGGAGGGUUCCCAGAAUCUUGGUGUGUGGAAGGAUUGCAUUAGCAAAAGAGGUCUUUGGGGAGACCUUAAAUGAAAGCAGAGACCCAGACAGAGCCCCGGAGAGGUACACUUCUAGGUUUUAUCUAAAGUUCAAACACCUGGAGAGAGCCUUUGAUAUGUUGUCCGAGUGUGGCUUCCAUAUGGUGGCUUGUAACUCAUCUUUGACUGCCUCAUUUGUUAGUCAGUACACUGAUGAUAAAACGUGGUCCAGCUAUACCGAAUACGUCUUCUACCGUAAGUAGAACCAGAGUGAGCUGUUUAAAAUUUACUUCAGAGUUUGUUAUAAUUUCAGAUCCUGACUGGUGCCCCUUGCAAAGAAAUAUGUUCUUACAGGUCAGAUACCUGAUUAUUUGCUAUAUCUAAGACCUUUUAGCAGCAGUUGCAGAGGUUAUUAAACAUACCAGGAUUAUUCUGCUCCAGUAUGAAGUACUGGUGCUAACAUGUGUCCUUAUCUGUCCCCUGCCCCCCCU
Molecule: messenger RNA, 2091 nt
Organism: Protopterus annectens (West African lungfish)
Lineage: Eukaryota; Metazoa; Chordata; Ceratodontiformes; Protopteridae
Gene: KCTD16
Product: potassium channel tetramerization domain containing 16
Exons: 1
Coding region: 1024-1863 (279 amino acids)
Biological process (GO): protein homooligomerization; regulation of G protein-coupled receptor signaling pathway
Cellular component (GO): postsynaptic membrane; presynaptic membrane
Molecular function (GO): protein binding
Source: RefSeq, a predicted model, not a curated record